AUGGCGAUUGCCGGCUCUAGUGCCCAGUUCACAUCGCCUAACGACCCCCUCUUCACAUUAGAAGAUGGCAAGCAGAUGAAUAGAGAGGAGUUCAUCGAGGACAUAAUGCAUGCAACCAAUACGUGUAUCAACAUCUGCCAAACACAUGGCGCUGUCAAUGAGCACGGUAGCAACGCAGAACCAUUCUUCAUGCGCGAAUUUAGGAGACGACUCUACGCGGCGAUAUAUUACGGCGACAAGACACUAGCGGUGUUCUACGGAAGGCCUCCAAUGAUGGGCUGGAGAUACAGUGACCGCAAGAUGUUGUUGGACAUUAGCGAUCGCGCUAUGGCCUCGGACGAUACUGAAGUACUCAAUGCUGAGCUCUCGAAGCUCGACAGCGACGGUUGGAAUACCGAAUGUCAUCUGCACCCUACUACUUUCGGUAGAAUGCGAUGCCAACUUGCUGUGUUCAAAGAGAGAUUGUUAGAGCAAAGUCUUGCAGGCGAAAAGGAUAGCGAAGUGGUGCGGAAUGUCGAGUACGUCUAG
Molecule: messenger RNA, 528 nt
Organism: Alternaria infectoria
Lineage: Eukaryota; Fungi; Ascomycota; Dothideomycetes; Pleosporales; Pleosporaceae
Exons: 2
Coding region: 1-528 (175 amino acids)
Source: RefSeq, a predicted model, not a curated record